UAUUCACUGCAAUAAAAACGAACUGUAACUUUCAACUGGAAAACAUCUGGACCUAGAUCAACAAAAGCGCUAACAACACAAAUUUCAGUGUAGAGGAAAAUAUUUUUCAGGGAGAAGACCAAGGAUUCCUGUAAAUAUUGAGAUAUUUCAUUACGCGGAGCAAAGAGCAACUACUAUAAGGAAAUGGAGGAAUUCACUGAUACGGAGGAAUAUGCACAAUUCUUACAAAGUCCAAACAACAAAGAUAAACUGAUAGUAAUCGACUUUUAUGCGGAUUGGUGUGGUCCGUGUAGAAAAAUCAAACCAGCCUUAAGGAAACUCGCUACUAAGUAUCCUGAUGUAAUCUUUGCAAAAGUUGAUGUUGACGAUGCUGAAGCCAUAGCCGAGUCGGAAGGCGUAGAAGUCAUGCCUACUUUUGUUUUUUACAAAAAUGGAAUGAAGUUACAUGUAUUCAGUGGAUCAAACGAAAAGGACUUAGAGGAUAAAAUAAAAGAACUUAAGUAGUAUUCGCUCAUACACUUGACAAGGAUACAACGUUACUUUAAACUUUCCGUCUCUGUUCUGGACCAAGAUUUACUCAUAUACUGAUUUCAAUGGACCUGAUGUUGUUGUUGUAAUUUGUGUAGGAAUUCGACUCAUGAUCUUUAUUGAUUAAGUGCCCAGGCUUACUAUUUUGUACCUGGGUCAGGAUAACCAAAGCGAACUGGCGCGAGCCUGUGCUGGUGACUUGGCGAACACCCUGUUCGUCUCCACAUUAUAUAUAGAAGCCUGCGGAUGCAAUCCCAUCCCACUUCCAUACCCUCAUCGAUGAGUUAUAUUGAUGUACGACCAUUUCGAAAACAGAUAAAACUGGGUGACGAGUUUGGUUCGUGGGGAAGAGAGAGGGCAGUUGGGGGGAGGGGUAGGGGGCUGUGUUAGAGGAAGAGGGGGUAGUCACAGUGAAUUGAAAGCUUCUCUCAGAAUCUGAAAUUUAUGUCGUGUGUCUAUAUUUCCCUCAUACCUCUAUCUGCGUCUUCAGUCAUGAACCUGGGAGGGAAAAGGGAAAAGGAAUACAUGAAAAGAUUGAGGGAAAACAAUUAAAGAAGAUCAUUUAGCUGAAAUAAAAUUUUUAAGUUUUUCGUUUGUAAGUACAGUGGGCUGUAGUUGUAGUUCUCUUUUUAUUGUGGUAAUGAAUAAAGUGGGUACUGUUGUAUCAGAAUCGUCGAUGCUCUUUCCAAUAAAACUGAGAACACAGACGA
This is a messenger RNA of Stylophora pistillata, 1238 nucleotides long. RefSeq names its product thioredoxin. The record is from RefSeq and is a predicted model, not a curated record. Gene Ontology annotation, molecular function: protein-disulfide reductase activity. NCBI's taxonomy places the organism in Eukaryota, Metazoa, Cnidaria, Anthozoa, Scleractinia, Pocilloporidae.